Messenger RNA from Aspergillus piperis CBS 112811, 346 nucleotides. RefSeq lists its product as uncharacterized. NCBI's taxonomy places the organism in Eukaryota, Fungi, Ascomycota, Eurotiomycetes, Eurotiales, Aspergillaceae. The transcript has a single exon. Bases 74 to 295 code for a protein of 73 amino acids. The record is from RefSeq and is a predicted model, not a curated record.
GUGGACUUUUCUUAUACCCUUUCGCGGCGCACAUGAACACUGUCGGAUACCAUGGAACUGGCAUGAGAAGCAGAUGUCCAAUAUACUGAAUCUGGCUGUACAGUCGCUAGCUAAUACCACAUACCUAACAUACCUCUUAAAGGCGAGAGCAAAGUGCGCCCUAUCAUUGUGUGUGAGUGUGCGUAUGCCUUUAUCUAUCUUCUUGAUACUUUUAAUCCUUGAGAUAGGCGUCAAAGUGACGCUGUGUAUCUUACACGUUAUAUAUCUUGUGUUGCAAUCCUUCAAUAUCUCAUGAAUCACCGCGUGUUUGAUGUUCUCAGUACGAUAAGCCUUAAAACCUUAAAAG